AUUAUCUCACCUUUGUUACAGACCUACGCAAAGAAACAUUAGAUCAUGUCGAAGCGCUUUUGGAAUCACUCACGUGGAUAUACUUCCGCUCCGUGCUCGGUUGAAUAAUCUCCAUCAACACUUGGAAACCCUCGACCGUCGAUCGUGACCCUCCGUCUUAAACGGCCGUGAUAACGGAGAACGUGAGAAGCGUCCGUUCAAGAAUAAAGCCAAAAGAAAGGAAGAAGAGAAAGCACAUAGUCCUCUUGUCGAAAGUUCUUCAUCACUCGUGCUCCAAGCUCCGUAUACCACUCUCUGUUUUCUCUCAUGCUCUAUUGUCCCAAAAUACGGAUUUUUUUCAGAUAAUUAUUAAACUUGAUAUGAUGGCGGGAGAGGUUCAAGAACCGUUUAACCUAAGCCUUCUGGAGAACUCUAUUCACUCAGGAUCGGUUUCAUUUGGAAGAUUCGAGAAGGAAGCUUUAUCAUGGGAGAAGAGAUCAUCCUUCUCUCACAAUAGGUAUCUAGAAGAGGCUGAGAAAUUCUCUAAACCAGGCUCUGUUACUCAGAUGAGAGCUCAUUUCGAGGCUCAUUUUAAGAAAAAAGGAAUUCGAUUUCCUAGUUCUAAAGAAGCACAAACAUGGGGAGAAGUUGUUCAUCAUCAUCAUCAACAAACUUGUACUGAGGAAGACGAGAAUUUGUGGGAGAGCACGAGUCACUGUAGCCACUACAUCUAUGAUCAAGACAAAUCUGAUCAAGAAAGAAGCCACUUCGGUGAUUCUUGUUUGAGUUAUGACGAAAAUCUGGUGACUUUUGAUGAUGAUAAUAGUUCUCUUUCUGCUGCGUUGGAGAAAAAUGAAAUGGCUUGUGGUGAGAUGAGUCUAGAGGACAAACAAGAAACGACUUCUUCCUCUUCAGCUACAUCGAAGCCUCUAAAAAUUGUUAAGAAAGAUAGUCCUUAUUCAGCGGCGACCAAAGCUUCUACCAAGAAGCAUGUUGUGCUAACAAAGAUAUCUCCAAGAUGUAAUACAAAAACAAGUAUUGAUACUAAGAGAGAAAAGGAAUUGAAGCCGAAGAGGACUGUUAAGCCCAUUGCAUCUCAAGCUUCAACAUCAAAGAAAACUGAGAGUCUAACUUCUUCGGUGGGUACAAGAGAGAAGCGAACAAAUGCUCAUGGUUUCAGUUUCAGAACUAGUGAACGAUCCCAUAAAAAGAAAGAGGAAGUUGUGGUGCGUAAAGCUCUCAACGUUAAAGCAAGACCGAUGCCUAAAAACACACAAGCUAGACCUCAACACUCGUCAACAGGUCAAGCAAAGGCAAGAGAUGAUGCUAAGGAAAAAUCAUCUAAAGCUAGUUGUGAUUGGCCAUUGGCAAAUGGAACGGCCAAGAGUAAGCUCAAUAUUAACAAACAGAAGGUGGAUAAUAUAUGCAGAGGAAUUCGGCCAAAGAGCAGCGACCAGACCGCGAGAAACAACGCAAACAGAGGCAUUUUAGCGGUUAGGCGUUCUGCGGUUGAGGUUGCUUUGUGAGCAAUUCACCGUCUCUGCUUUUGUUCUUUAGAUUCAACUUCAGCUGCAAUUGGUAGUACUAUGGGCAGCCUCGAUUGUUUCUUUUUGUGUUUUAACUUUUGAGUUUGUGUUUCUAUGUUUUAAUGAUUAGAAUAUUAUAACAUAGAAACACAAAUACAAAUACAAAUAAACGAUCAGAGCUCAUGGUAAAAUCACUAUUUCCACUAAUAAAUUUCCAUAGGCUCAAGAGUAGCUUCUAUUUAAU
Molecule: messenger RNA, 1749 nt
Organism: Thlaspi arvense
Lineage: Eukaryota; Viridiplantae; Streptophyta; Magnoliopsida; Brassicales; Brassicaceae
Source: the annotation of a GenBank genome assembly